Rhodotorula toruloides NP11 is the source of this 4077-nucleotide messenger RNA. RefSeq names its product zinc finger, RING-type protein. The transcript has 5 exons. The record is from RefSeq and is a predicted model, not a curated record. Bases 1 to 4077 code for a protein of 1358 amino acids. Lineage: Eukaryota; Fungi; Basidiomycota; Microbotryomycetes; Sporidiobolales; Sporidiobolaceae. Gene Ontology annotation, molecular function: ubiquitin protein ligase activity.
AUGGCCUCGCACGCCUCUUCACUCGGCUCAAACGCCUCCGUCGUCCCGCUUGCACCUUCAGAUAUUCCUAAUCCACCGCAGAAGCCACUCCCCGAACCCGCCGGACGCUCUGCGACCUGCGACAGACGGCCUACCCCACUAGCUUCUCCCGACACCGAGAUGACUGCGCUCGGCGCAAUGCUGCCAACUCCGCCAGCCUCGCUACCCACUUCAACAAGCCGUCUUGACAUGCACAUCUCGCCGCAGAGCAACGAUGCCGCCCGCGAGUGCGACGUGGCAGAGUCUUCGGCGGAGAGCGAGUCAGCUGAUCGCGACGGAGGCGAGGGAGGCAGGGGAAAUACGCCACCGUUUGCGUUCGACGGCGUCCAAGACGAAGGCGAUCUUGGACUCGGGCGGAGCGGAGAGGAAGGCGAUGUUGGCAUGUCCGACGAAACGACGGCACUUGCGCUUUCCAGUUUGGCUCAACCUCCGACUCCGCCUUCUGGCCCGUUCAGUACCUCAGCCCCCAUCACCCGCUCAUUUCGGGCUCGCUAUGCGUCCUCGUCCACUGGAUCUAUCCCUCUCGCCGAGAGCGACCCAACUUCACACGUCGCACACAAGCGCAGGCACUCCAACGUCUCGCCCUCGACUGGUCUGACGCCGCCAGCUUCGUACGACUUUGACACCGAUGUCGGCAUGUUCUCGCCACCGAGUCUCUCUCUUGACCUGACUCUUCCGCGAGACGAGCCACGCGAUGGCGAUGCCUGGCUGCGACGGGCGGAAGAGGGCAUAGUCGAGCCGACUCGCAGGCCGUCACUUGCGAUGCGCUGGCGAAGCUCGUUCUCGCACGACCAGGACCGUGCACAACCAACGACGAGCACAUCGGCGGUAUCGGCUACUGCGCCGGCGACGUCCGCUCACGGUGGACGGUUCUCCUCGAUGAGCCUCCUCCGGCGACGCACAAGACCGCCAACGUCUACCGAAGCGCCUCCGAUUGCCGCACCUCCCGCACAAGCACCGACCGCCCAACUCGAUCGUGAGCGAGGCGGCAGCAAGCGACGCAGGUCAAGCACGCUCCUGUCGGAGGACUCUGCCGAUAAUCGUCGCAGCACCCGAAUCGCCCCAUGGCUCGGCAACUUUAGCAUCUCCGCCAACUCGAGCUCCCGCGCACCCGCUGAGCCCGUCCUCUCACGUUCCAACAGUUCCAACGUCGAGUCGUCCGGCCACAGCGACUUCCGCACGAUCGGCCGCCGCGCAAGGCUCAGCUUGAACUGGCUCGGCAACUCGCCUUCACGGGAGGAACGGCAGCCUCCGUUCGCGGCUCUGCAAGACCCGGCGCCAAUGUCGCCGCCAAGCGCGUCUCGCGAGGUCUUCCCUCUCGUCCGCAACCCGAUCUUUACUCGCCCUGUCGACAGCCCGUCGACUCAUCUCGACUCGACUUCCGCAUCUUCAGUCGACCUCCUCGAGCAUUCGAGUCGAAUGACGCUGCACGCAAGGCGAUCGAGCGACCUCUCGACCCGUGGCGAAGGACUUCUGAGGGAAGCGGCGAGCGUCUUGCGGCGGGCGGACGAGACGUUCGGGCGGGCGUCGCAGGAGAUCCGAAGGACCGAGGCGUCGAGGGAGCGCGACAGGGAGAGGCGCGUCGCAGAACGGUUGCCGAGUGUUGGAGGGUUACCCAUGCCGGAGGAAGCGCUGGGCGGACGACCAGUUGUCGGCGUGCGUCUGGGCGAAGGCUGGCUCCCUCGGCCGACCCAUGCGACGGCAUCGACCUUCGAGGCGCCUCAGUCGCCGCCAUCGUCGCAGCCUCCACCCGUUCGCCGUCGCCGGUUCAGCUUUUCCUCGCCGCUCAGUUCGCCGAACCCGUCCAUCCAGGAGCCGCAAAGUCCGGACGGCGCCUCGACUUCCUCCUCGUCGGCCUCGAAUCGGGCGAGACAGUUUAUCACGCAGCUCCGCGCUCGCCGCCCUCGCCUCUCGCGCAACUCGACGGCCGUCUCGCCGCCUGAAGAUGGACUAGUAGGCGAAUCUCGCCUCAGCCUCGCCAGGACCGAUUCUUCGACUACCACCCUGCGCAGCUGGACACUUCCGUCCCCACCACUCGUCUCAGGUUUGGUCGGAUCCAGCUUCGACGAAGACUUCGAGGCAGCCGAAGCAGCACGACUGAACCGUCACCUUCUCGAACGUCGCCGUGUCGUCCAGGAUCUUGACUUGCGCCCGUCUGCUCCGCUCGCUUCGCCGCCUCACGGAACGACUUCGCAAGCUCAGCCCUCGUCUUCGCUCUGGGGAGAGCCCGGAUCGCCGCAAGCCUCGUCGCACCGCGGCUUCCGCCGCCUCCGCGGACCGACUGAGCGCGCCAACGAGCGGUGGAGGCGCGGCGAACAGCCUCUCUCAACGGCGAGCCUUACGACCCCGACGACCUCAGCGACAGGCCCCUUCCUCUCGCCCUGGCGUCGCCAGUCUACCAUUGCGCCGACUACACCUGCUGUCACGACUGUGCGACCGAGCCCUCCCGCUCUCGACGACGGCAUCUCUCGCGGGACAGCCGACGCCUUCUUCCGGCGCCGAGAGGAGAGUCCGAGUCCGCGAAGCAGGAGGAUGCGCAACGACAUCGACGGCAUGAUGUCGACUCGCGCGCUCAACGCCGCCGAAGAAGGUGCAGCGGGCGAGUCGACAACUCCGGCACGCUUUGCUCCCCCUCUCGGACGACCUGCGUUCCGCCUCCCUCAGCCCAACUCCUCUCGCUCGUCGUCUCGCCCGCGCGUUCUCUUCGAUGAGCCCGACGAGGCGCCUCCCUCCGACUGGCUCGCCGCACCGAUGGGCCCGUUCAUGCUGCCCAGCGGGAGCGAAGGCCGCCGAGUCGUCUUCCCGCACCCGGCAAACCCAGCCGGAGCUUCGGACAGGACGGAGACGUCGUACGCACGCGAUGAGCCGCUUGCGAGCGAGGCGAUGGACCGACAAAGGUCAGGAGCGUCGUUAACUCGGUUCGGUCCGGAUCACCUCUUCGAGCUGAGUUCGCCUCGCGAUGACGAGCCUGCUCGCCUUUCGACAUGGUCUCGCGCGCGCAUGCCUUGGGACGAACCGGUGCCGCGGCGCACACCCGGCUCUCGCUUCAACCCGUUCGGCGACUUCGCUCCGCCUGCCGCCUCCGACGACUCCGCCCAAGCUCCAGCCCCUUCCGCCAACGAGCGAUACCCGAACUCCCGCAUUCCGCCCCGACGUUCCUCCCUCGCCGACGCCCUCGCUCACUUUGGGACUCGCGCCAGCUCCGACGGCACUUCUCGCUCCACCUUGUCCGGCGACGCCGUCCUGCGUCGGCGACAUGCGGGCACCGGCACGCUGGCAAAUGCCGUCGACACCUCUUUUCCGACGGGACAGCCGGAGACAGGGACGGUCGAAGACCGCCUCGCCCAGCAUCGUCAAAGCCGCUUCGAGCGCCUCCAAGCUCUUCGUCGCGAACGUAACGCCAUGCGCGCCCUGCUCAGCGGUACUUCGCCUCCCGACUCGGCGCCAGCAGGGUGGUCCGAAGCUGCGAGUGAGCCUGCUAGUCUGCCUCGCUCGCCAGGCUGGAGGCGCGCCGGCUUGGCCAACUUCUUGCGCGGUCUCGGAGGACGCGGAUUCAUCUCGAUCUUUGACGACGACUUCGCGUCGUUCUGGGGCCGCGACUCGGCGGCACUUGACUCGAGGAACUACGUCGACGACGAUGAGUUCGACACCUCGUACGAAGCCCUGAUCCGCCUGUCUGAGCGACUUGGAGACGCCAAGCCGCGCGGGAUGUCCGCCGAGAAGCUCGCCGCGCUCCGCAGGUUCAAGUACACCGAGUGGCCGAUGCCUGAGCGCUCCUCAACGUCGACGCCGCUUCCCGUCGCCAGCACGAGCGCGACCAAGAUGGACGAAGACGUGCCAGCCUUCGCUCGUCGCGGACUCGAGAAGGAGGAGCGCUGCGCGAUCUGCCUCGACGACUAUGCGGACGACGACGACUGCAUGCUCGGUCGUUGCGGCCACGGCUUCCACGAAGACUGCCUCACGCUUGCCUUGAAGGAGAAGGGAACUUGCCCUGUCUGCCGUCACGACCACACUGUCGACCGCCCGGCAGCCAUGUAA